AAAAGAUGGCACCCAGCACUGCUUUUCUAAAGCAACAAAAUAUUUCACCAAAGAAAAAAAAUAAGCUACGAAAGCCAGUUGUGGAGAAGAUGCGCAGGGACAGGAUUAACAGCAGCAUUGAACAGCUGAAAGUUCUGCUGGAAAAUGUCUUCCACCAGCAGGAGCCCAAUGUAAAGCUGGAGAAGGCCGAUAUCUUGGAGAUGACAGUCACUUACUUAAGACAACAAACUCUUCGGCUAAAAGGUGAAAUCCCUCACAACAAUAACAUCCAAAUGGAAUACAAAGAUGGUUACUCCAGAUGUUUUGAAGAAGUUAUUGACUUUUUAUCACUUCACCAAAAGCAGCCAGAAGCAGAAGCCAAGCUAAUCAGUCAUUUCCAUUCAAAUGCGGCAGCCAGCAGCAUGUCGUCUUUUCCUAUGAGAUACAAUCAAUCCAAGCCAGAAAAUAAUAUUGGCAACAGCAGCAGUCUUUGGAGGCCAUGGUAGAUGUGAAGAAGCUUGUCAAUCAAGAACAAAACAACCCAGAGGAUUAUGUAACUUGUUCGGUUAUGGUCCUCUUAGACUGUAGGAAAUAUUUUCCUGUACCUCUAGUGUAAGGGGUUUAUAUUUGUUUGUUAAAAUGGAGUGUGGCUCCUUAGUCAUUUUAGCCCUGCAGGUGCACUGACAAUGGCAUCCAAGAGGUCUUAAUGGCUAUGAGCAAUAUGGUUGUUAGCCCAGCACUCUGUUAUAUUGUACUUUGCAAAAUAGUAGUGCAUUGUAUGUAAGCCAGUGAAACGCAUAUGCGUAGUUGCAUUUGCCUUCAGUAUAAAGAUUUUCUAUUAAGAUGUAUAGGUUGUACAUGUUACAGUAUUGGUAGGUUUAUAACCCUUAGUACUUGCCAAUAAGCGCUUUUUUCUCAGACCAGUUUGAUUCUGCAAAGCAGAAUAUCACUGUGUAGCAGUUGCAGUAAUGGAUAUCUCCAUCUAUAAUUCAGUAUAAGAAAAUGUUUUAGGCUUUGAAUAUAUAAAUGUAAUAUAUAUAUAUAUAUAUACAGGUAUUAUAUAUAUUAUGUCAUACUAUAAUGGGUAACUAACUAGAACUUGGUUAGUCUAAAGAGCACAUGGGGCACAUAGCUUAAGCUAUAUUCCGUUCAGUUUAACAGGGGAAGUUAAGCAAAAUAUUGUGAAAAUAUUAUUGCAUAUGCUAACCAAUGUAAGGCUCAAUUAAAUGUAGAAUAUUUCUACAAUUAUGUUUGUUUUUCAUAAAAAUAGCAUAAGUAUAUUUGCUUUAUAGUAAAGAAUAUAUGUAAGAGAUUCAAUGUAUUUCAUUAUGGAACCAGUUCCCUGUUUUCAUGGCAAAAUGUUUUGUUGAGGGAAAAAUAUGUUAAUGCAUAUUGUAUAUGCCAAACGUGUAUCUUUAUUUAACUGAGAAAAUACAUUUAUUUUUGUUAUAAUAAAAAUCAAGCUGCAUGUUCAUCUUUGUAAAUGUCCCCACUAUGUAUUGAUAUAGACAAUUUCAGCACACAAUGAAGAGAGCAAAUUAAAUGGUAGUUAAAAACUAAAAAUGAUGAUGGUGGUUCUGGGGAACUCAUCAAUGAAUAAAACUAGAACACAAAGGUUUUAUUAAA
Molecule: messenger RNA, 1605 nt
Organism: Xenopus laevis (African clawed frog)
Lineage: Eukaryota; Metazoa; Chordata; Amphibia; Anura; Pipidae
Gene: hes5.2.S
Product: hairy and enhancer of split 5, gene 2 S homeolog
Exons: 3
Coding region: 6-485 (159 amino acids)
Biological process (GO): neuronal stem cell population maintenance; negative regulation of cell differentiation; negative regulation of transcription by RNA polymerase II
Cellular component (GO): nucleus
Molecular function (GO): DNA binding; protein dimerization activity
Source: RefSeq, marked provisional